Aplosporella prunicola CBS 121167 is the source of this 3523-nucleotide messenger RNA. RefSeq lists its product as uncharacterized. Gene Ontology annotation, biological process: double-strand break repair via homologous recombination. NCBI's taxonomy places the organism in Eukaryota, Fungi, Ascomycota, Dothideomycetes, Botryosphaeriales, Aplosporellaceae. Gene Ontology annotation, molecular function: ATP binding; ATP hydrolysis activity. The coding region runs from base 4 to 3372 and encodes 1122 amino acids. The transcript has 4 exons. Gene Ontology annotation, cellular component: Smc5-Smc6 complex. The record is from RefSeq and is a predicted model, not a curated record.
GCCAUGGCUAGAGUCCAUGUGCCAUCGCACAAGCGGACAAGCGAUGAUUUCGAGGAGGACAUCGACGGUGAAAGUGCUGAUGACGCUCAAGCAGCAAGAGCGAAGAGACCUAGAGUAGAGCACAGUGACGAAUCUGAACCACCUGAGACUCCAGUCCUUCCUGAAAGCUACCGGUCCCGGUCACGAGAAAAUGACGGACCCAGCGGCGCGCCGCUGGAGCAUCAGCCCGGCUCGAUUGUGCGCGUCAAGCUCACCAACUUUGUCACAUACACCGCAGCGGAAUUCAACCUGGGCCCAAGUCUGAACAUGAUUAUCGGCCCCAAUGGCACAGGAAAGAGUACAUUGGUCUGCGCGAUAUGCUUAGGUCUGGGCUGGGGUCCGCAACACUUGGGGCGAGCCAAAGAGUUGGGAGAGUUUGUGAAGCAUGGCGCUCGGGAGGCGGAGAUUGAAAUUGAACUUGCGGGCGGACAACAAACUCGAGGCCGCAAUCCCAUAAUUCGACGGCUGAUCAAGAAGGAGGGCAACAAGACGAGUUUCUCACUGAACGGCUCUCAGUCAACCGCAAAGGAGAUCGCUAGGCUAUGCAAGUCCUUCUCCAUUCAAAUCGACAAUCUUUGCCAAUUCCUUCCCCAGGACCGUGUGGUGGAAUUUGCUGCGCUCAGCCCUAUCCAGCUCCUCGAACACACACAAAGGGCGGCUGCACCGGAACAGAUGAACGAAUGGCAUGCACAACUGAAGCAAAUGCGUUCCGACCAGAAGCAAAAACAAGCCACCACGGCGGCUGAACGGGAAACCCUGGCGAACUUCCAAAACCGCCAAAACGCACAAAGAGCUGAUGUCGAACGGUUGCAAGAGCGUCAGACGCUAGUCGCUAAGGUCAAGGCAUACGAGAAUCUGCGGCCGCUCGUCCACUACCGUGUGAUACGGACUCGGCAUGAUGAAGCCAAACAAAGACAGAACGAUGCCCAGGCGGAGCUCCGUGAGCUCGAGCAGGAAGUCGCGCCGAUUUUGUCAGCAUUGAAGGAUAAGCAAAAAUACCACCAAGAAGUCACAAAAGUUGCCGAACAGCGGAGGAAAUUGGUCCUGGGUGCCGAAAACAGAGCAGGAAAGCUGCAAUCAAAGCACAAGGAACUUCACGGCGCGCUCGAAGACCUUGACAAAGAGAAAGAAACGGAACGCAACGCCGACAAUGAGCGAAAGGCGGAGCUCAAAAGGGUUGAUGGUAGUAUCAGAACCAUCCAGAAUCAGAUGAAACAUGAGCCACCGGAGUUUGAUGCGGCUGCGUUCAACGAAAGAAUUAGAGAGCGAGCUCGUGCAAUCCGCGAUCUCGAGGCUCAGGAGUUUGAUGAGAGACAGAAGAGACAGGAGCAUGAGCGGCAGCUUCAACCCAAGGAAAGCCAGAGACAUAGGUUGCACGCUGAACGUGAGAACCUCAAGUCGCAACAAGGACAACAGGCGAACAAGCUCAGAGGUAUUUCGAAAGACACUGCCGUUGCGUGGGAGUGGAUUCAAAACAACAAGCAAAGCUUGAGAGGUGAGGUAUUUGGUCCGCCUAUCAUAUCUUGUUCCGUUCAAGACCCUCGCUAUGCUAGCGCUGUGGAGACCUUUAUGCAAAAGGGCGACUACCUAGCUUUCACUUGUACCAACAGGCAAGACUUCAACAUGCUGGGUAGGAAGUUCAGUCAAGAGAUGAACCUGCGCGAUUUUCACCUCAAGGAAGCCAUCAAACCCAUGAGUCAUUGGCGAGGUCAGGUUUCUAACGAACACCUCCAGCAUUGUGGUCUUAGCGGCUGGCUUAUUGACUUCAUUUCCGGACCGGAGCCUGUUCUUUCGGCCCUUUGUGACACCAGAGGCAUUCAUAGAACAGGCGUCACACUGCACGAACACAAUGAUGAGCAGUACGAAAGACUACUUCAGAGCCCUAUCUCCCAAUGGGUUGCUGGCAGGGCUGCGUAUAGCGUUUCCCGGCGUAGGGAAUAUGGUGCAGGCGCGGUGUCCACGACCGUCAGAGAGCUCAGGGCCGCCAUGUACUGGACAAACCAACCCGUCGAUACCGGAAGGGACAGAGAGCUGGUUGCUAAGACUAACGAAAUCAGCCAUGAUCUGGAAAUGCUUCAAGGGGUUAUAAACGAGUGCAGACAGAAGGAGACAGAGCUGAGACAGCGGAAAUCGGAGGCUCAACACGAGAAGGAUUCUAUUGAGCACGAGAAGAACGCUCUUCAGAAAGCCAGAGCGGAUUUUGAAGGGCUUCACACGAGAUUGGAAACUCAGAUGACGAAACGCGAUAGUCUCCGGGAGCGUGGUGCAAGCACUAGACGACGUCUCUACGACAUCGAGGCCAAGGCUGACAAUAUGGCGCUGAGGAAGAGUCAAGCUGCUCUUGAUUAUUCGACCUCGGUUCAAAUGCUACUUAAAGUGUACAACGACAUGCUGGAAGUGGAACUCAUUCGUGCAGAAGCUCAAUCAGAGGUCGAGAUUCUGGAGGCUCGCAACGAAGACGUCACACAAACGCUGGAGACUCGAAAGCAAGAAGUCAAUGCCCUGAAACAAGAGGUUAAGCAAAUCAGAGGCCAGGCCAGACGCUUGGUUGAAGAAGUCAAGCGCAUUCAAGAAGAGAGGAGCGAGGAAGAGGAAGAGCUGGUACAGGACAUUCAGGAGACGAUCAGCGAAGAGGAUCUGGAAAGCGAGAUAGAGUCUUUCAGAGGACGGCUCGGAUUGUUGCAUGACGGAAAUCCUCAUGUCAUUGCACAAUACGAAAAGCGUGCCAGAGACAUUGGCAAGCUCGAAGACAAGCUGCGUGGAAUGGAUGCGGAGCUCGAAGAGCUGCAGCAAGAGAUUGAUUCCAUCAAGGCUCAAUGGGAGCCGGAGCUGGAUGCGCUCGUGCAGAAGAUCAGCGACGCCUUCUCAUUCAACUUCAACAAGAUUGGAUGUGCCGGUCAAGUCGGGAUCUACAAGGCCGAGGAUUUCGACCAGUGGGCCAUUCAGAUCCAGGUCAAGUUCCGUGAGCAAGAGCAGCUUUCUUUGCUCGACAGCCACCGACAGUCCGGUGGUGAGCGCGCGGUCUCGACCAUCUUCUACCUCAUGGCUCUGCAGUCAUUGGCGCGUUCGCCCUUCCGCGUAGUUGACGAGAUCAACCAGGGUAUGGAUCCGAGAAAUGAGCGCAUGGUACACGAGCGCAUGGUGGAUAUCGCUUGUCAGGAGCACACUAGCCAGUACUUCCUCAUCACGCCGAAGCUGCUGCAUGGACUGCGCUUCCACCCGCGCAUGAAGGUGCACUGCAUCGCGUCUGGCGAGUACAUGCCGGAGGACUACCGGCGACUAGACUUCCGCAAGCUAAUGGACACGGCGCUGAGGGUGCGGGGAAAGGCUUAGUUGUUUUAGGUGAAGGCGUGGGCGUUUACUGAGGAUGGCGGACGGUCUGGGUAUUCUGUUGGGGCAGGGUGGCGCUGCUUGGCGUUGAAACGAAAGCUUACAUACUACAUGGCAUCGAAGCCCUGAAGCUCAGGGACGUAUGAAUAUGACC